Messenger RNA from Meleagris gallopavo (turkey), 2271 nucleotides. The record is from RefSeq and is a predicted model, not a curated record. Lineage: Eukaryota; Metazoa; Chordata; Aves; Galliformes; Phasianidae.
AAGCGGCUCAGCACAGGUGGGCAGAUUGCAAUGCUGAGCUCCAUCCCCUGUGCUCUGAGGCUCAACAGGAUGGCUGGGAGCUCCCGAGGCUCCCCAAGGGCCCCAGUGCUCCCAGCCGUCCCCAUCCCACUGCUCGCCCUGCAGGCUCCUGGCACCAUGAGCGCGGCUGAGGAUGCGGCGUGGCUGCGCUGGGUGACGGAGCGGUUCCAGAGCAUCGCAGGGCAGGGUGAGGAAAUCGGCGUGGAGGAGUUCAAGGCGGCCCUUCAGGUGAAGGAGUCCUUCUUUGCUGAGCGUUUCUUCGCGCUGUUUGACGUGGAUGGCAGUGGUACCAUCAGCCUGGGGGAGCUGCACGGUGCCCUGAGACUGCUGCUGCACGGCACUGCUGCCGACAAGCUGCGCUUCCUCUUCCAGGUCUACGAUGUUGAUGGCAGUGGCUCCAUUGACGCGGCUGAGCUGCUCCUGGUGCUGCAGGCCUGCCUGCGUGAGAGCGAGAUCUCACUGCCACCACAGCGCCUGCACGACAUGGCCAGGGUGCUGCUCGAGGCGGCCGACAAGGAUGGCAACGGCUCCAUCACCUUCCAGGAGCUGCAGCAGCAGCUGGAGGCCUUCCCGGGGCUGAUGGAGAACCUGACCAUCAGGUCUACUCAGACCCCGCUCACUGCUGCUCUGCUUGCAGGCAGGCUGGCACAGGCUGGGCACGGUGCCCUCUCCGAAUUCCUGCUGAUGGCACGUCCCGAGGGUGGGGGGCUCGGUGGCACAGCCCCACAGACCGGGCUGGCCCUGCAGGUGCUGCUGUUUGCCAUGCUCGCCUUCUCCAGCCCCUGCGUCCGCCGUGGUGGGCACUUCGAGCUUUUCUACUGGAGCCACCUCUCCUACAUCAUCAUCUGGGCUCUGCUCUUCUUCCACGCUCCCAACUUCUGGAAGUGGUUUUUGGUUCCCGGGGGCCUCUUUGUGCUGGAGAAGGCAGUGGGGAUGGCUGUGUCUCGUGCCAUGGGGCUGCGCAUCGUGGAGGUCCACCUGCUGCCUUCCCAGGUCACCCAUCUGGUGAUCCAGCGGCCGCGCUCCUUCCACUACGAGCCCGGGGACUACAUCUACCUGAACAUCUCAGCCAUUGCUGCCUAUGAAUGGCACCCAUUCAGCAUCAGCAGUGCUCCUGAGCAGCAAGACACCAUCUGGCUGCACAUCCGCUCUCUGGGGCAGUGGACCACGCGGCUCUAUGAGUUCUUCAGGCAGCCUGAGCCCCUGCAGCUCCACGGGAGCCUGGAAAGGAAGAGGUGUUGGCAGUGGGUGCAGCCCACUCCCUGCACUACCUCAGGCACAUUGGGAUGCUCUGUGCCCAGCACUGGGGAUGCAGCCAUUGAACUGACAUCGUACCGACGCAGUGGGGCACCCACCACCUCCCGAGGGACUGAGGAUGGGGACAGGGAGCAGGACACAUCUCUGCAGGUUUCUGUGGAGCUGGGUGAGAACCAGCAGCUCUGCAGUAUCAAGUGCUACAUUGAUGGCCCCUACGGGACCCCAACACGCCGGAUCUUCACCUCAGAGCAUGCUGUGCUCAUCGGUGCUGGCAUUGGCAUCACGCCCUUUGCCUCCAUCCUGCAGAGCAUCAUGUACAGGUACCACCAAAGGAAGCAGAACUGCCCCAAACGUGAGACCCUGUGGGAUGAGGACAUGGCACUCAGAAAGGUUGACUUCAUCUGGAUCAACCGAGACCAGCAGCACUUUGAGUGGUUCCUUGACCUGCUGGCUGCGCUGGAGCUGCAGCAGGAGGAGCAGGAGCCGGGAGGUGAGCGGGAUGUGGAGCAUCCCACACCCCAAAUCAGCCCAGGGUAUCCCAGAUCCAUCCUGAGGCACAGACAGGUCUCUCCGCCGUGCCCAGGGCGCUUCCUGGAGCUGCACCUGUACAUGACAUCAGCGCUGGGCAGGAGCGAUGUGAAGGCGGUGGGGCUGCAGCUGGCCCUGGACCUGCUGGCUGCCAAGGAGCAGAAGGACUCCAUCACGGGGCUGCGCACCCGCACACAGCCCGGCCGCCCCGACUGGAGCCAGGUGUUGGGCAGGGUGGCAGAGGAGAGGAAGGGCAAGGUGCACGUGUUCUUCUGUGGCUCGCCAGCGUUGGCCAAAGUGGUCAGAGUGCACUGCGAGCGUUUCGGCUUCCGCUUCUUCAAGGAGAACUUCUAAAGACCAUCACCAUCCUCGCUGCAAGGUGACCCUUCCCAACCCCCUGGGAAGGGGCUGAGCUCGGGGCUGAUGGCACUGCUGUGAUGUGUGGCA